Messenger RNA from Poeciliopsis prolifica (blackstripe livebearer), 2037 nucleotides. RefSeq names its product UDP-glucuronosyltransferase 2A2-like. The record is from RefSeq and is a predicted model, not a curated record. NCBI's taxonomy places the organism in Eukaryota, Metazoa, Chordata, Actinopteri, Cyprinodontiformes, Poeciliidae. The transcript has 2 exons. The coding region runs from base 95 to 1666 and encodes 523 amino acids. Gene Ontology annotation, molecular function: UDP-glycosyltransferase activity.
CUUCGCUCUGAGGGAAACUGGAAGCACAGACGGCGAGUUCAGGUUGGUUCAAGAAACAUCUGCUGGCUGCAUCGCUCCCGAAACUAUUUCUGAGAUGUACCGACUGACCCUGCUUACGUUGGCAGUGUUGCCCUUCAUGGUAAAUGGAGGGAAAGUUUUGGUCUUCCCUUUGGAUGGAAGUCACUGGGUCAACAUGAACAUCAUCUUAGAAGAGCUUCACGCCAGAGGCCAUGAAGUCACCGUUGUGCGACCAUCAGAUGCCUGGUACAUCAAGCCAGACUCCCCUCAUUAUAAGUCCAUUACCAUUAACAGUUCUGGAGGUUUUGAGAAAGAAAACUUUGAGCUAUAUGUAACAAGAACUCUAAACAUGAGGCGCCAAGGUGCUUCCUUCUGGACCCGGAUAUCUCUAGAGUAUGAUGUCAUGAUACAGUUUUACGAGAUGCAUAAGCAAGGACUUCAGAUGGUUGAAGAUGUUUUUGAAAAUAACCAACUGAUGCAGAGUCUCCAUGAUGCCAAAUAUGACCUGGUCCUAACUGACCCUGGAACUGGUGGAGGUGUUCUUCUGGGUCACCGUUUGGGUCUCCCUCUUGUUUUUAACGUCAGAUGGACAAUUCAGGGUGAAGGGCAUUAUGCAAUUGCACCCUCCCCACUGUCUUAUAUCCCAGUGCCCGGGUCAGAACUAUCUGAUAGAAUGACAUUCAUGCAGAGGGUCCAAAAUGUAUUGUAUUAUGUCAUCACUUGCCUCCAAAUUCGGUUCAUCACAGAUCCAAACUACAAACCCUUUGUCCAUCGUCACUUUGGCAAAGAUGUAGAUUACAUACAGCUGUUUCAAUCAGCUGACAUCUGGCUUAUGAGAAACGACUUCACCUUUGAGUUUCCACGACCAACAAUGCCAAACAUCAUCUACAUGUCAGGAUUCCAGUGCAAACCCUCCAAACCUCUCCCCAAACAACUGGAGGACUUUGUACAGAGUUCUGGAGACCAUGGUGUCAUUGUGAUGACAUUGGGGACAUUGGUAGAAAAGCUCCCUGACGACAUGGCUGAGGACAUCGCUGCUGCUUUUGCUGAGCUUCCCCAGAAGGUGAUCUGGAGGCACAAAGGAAAGAAGCCAUCCACCCUUGGCAACAAUACCCUAAUCUUGGACUGGUUACCCCAAAAUGAUCUCCUUGGUCAUCCCAAAACCAAAUUGUUUGUGGCUCAUGGAGGCACCAAUGGAAUGCAAGAGGCAAUCUAUCAUGGCGUUCCCUUGGUUGGCUUGCCACUCAUGUUUGAUCAACAAGACAACUUCUUCAAGAUGGCAUCAAGAGGAGUGGCCAAAGUCCUGGACAUUGCAGAACUUAAGAAAGAUGUCUUCUUGGAGGCUCUGAAGGAGGUUCUCUAUGAGCCUUCAUACAGAGAGAAGAUGAAGGAGCUGUCCAGCCUCCACAGGGAUCAGCCCAUGAAACCUCUGGAUCGAGCCAUGUUCUGGAUCGAGUUUGUCAUGAGGCAUAAAGGAGCGGCCCAUCUGAGGACUGAGUCCUACAAGAUGUCUAUGAUCCAAUACCACUCUAUUGACGUUUUGGCAUUUCUGUUGGCAAUUAGUCUGCUGCUCUUUACUGUUUUUAUUUUGAUAGUCAAAUUUCUCUGGAAGAGAGUGUUUCAUAGCAGUAAAGCUAAAAAAGAAUAAUGAAAAUGUUUUCAAACUGAAGCAAAUUUGUUUCAAACAGUGCAAUCGGUUACCAUGCAUGUUAGAUUUCAGUGUCUUGAAGUACAACAUUUCCAGUAAUAUAUUAAUCAACUUACUAAUGAGAUGAAGAAAUGUCCAAAAAUUAUGCCAUGUAUUUCCUCAGUCUUUUUGUCACAUGCCGUCUUGUUAAGUACAUAUAAAAUUGUAUGUAACUGAAAAAAUUUGGUGAGCACCAUGUCUUUUAAUAGGAACAUUUUUUUAUUUCUGAAUAUUGUUGAAGGUGUUUUGGCUGUUUAUGACUAUUCUAAACCACUGAUUUAAUAUGUGAAAAUGUGAAAUGAUUUUUCACUGUAAGUCAAUUAAACAAAUGG